Molecule: messenger RNA, 322 nt
Organism: Coregonus sp. 'balchen'
Lineage: Eukaryota; Metazoa; Chordata; Actinopteri; Salmoniformes; Salmonidae
Source: the annotation of a GenBank genome assembly
AUGGGAGAACUAGCUGUUACUACUGGAGGUCCAGGAGGGCCAGCAGGGCCAGAAGAGUCUGGUUCUGAUGUCUCCCCUCCUGACCCUCUAGACCCUGUCCAGAUUCGUCUGUCCCGCGGGUCUCCUCAGUGAGCCAGGCAGUGUGACAUCACCAUUGCCUGAUGAUGCCAAUAACAAUGGAUUGGAUUUACACAGCACUUCUCCAGCUGAGGACCCCUGCCUUGCCUCCAAUGUUCCUUCUCCUAGGACAGAGGGAUGGUGUGGAUGUUCUGCUUCUAGGAUAGAGGGAAACCUGAGGUUGAGGAAAGUGAAAGACCUGUAG